Messenger RNA from Cydia pomonella (codling moth), 2152 nucleotides. Its product is annotated as ionotropic receptor 75a-like. The transcript has 15 exons. Lineage: Eukaryota; Metazoa; Arthropoda; Insecta; Lepidoptera; Tortricidae. Bases 19 to 1980 code for a protein of 653 amino acids. The record is from RefSeq and is a predicted model, not a curated record.
CAUUCUUUAUCAGCCAAGAUGGUCGGUAAAAGCAUUUUGUUUUUUCUAUUAUCUUCCGUUGCAGGUUUAGAAGACCGCGACAUAGAUUUUUCUGUAGACUUUUUGAAAGCUAGAGAUGUUAAAUAUAUUUGUAUGCUAACGUGUGGCGAUAGAACUUGGAACAAGAAAUUUGCAAAAAAUGCCUCGAAAUCCUCAAUCGCAGUUUCAUAUGUUCGCAUCGACGAUUCUCUGUCAGAUCUAGAUUCAGUACGUGUAUGCUUAAGCCCAGAAUUUACUGAUGUUGGCGUUUUGAUUGAUACCAAAUGUCCGCUCUACGAAGAGGUCCUUAUGUAUGCAUCUCAAAAUCUCUUAUUUGAUGCAAAUCACAAGUGGUUAAUAAUCGAUAUUGAUACUUGGAUAUCUAAUAUAUCAACCGUUUUCAACGUUGAGACGAAUGAAAAUUUUUCAUGGCUAAUGAAUACAUUGGAAAAAUUAAAUAUGAGUAUAGAUGCCAAUGUCAUGCUGUCACUGCAGAAAGGAUCUGAGAAUAACAUUUACGAAGUGUAUAAUUUCGGAAAACUACGCGGAGGUAAUGUCGUUGUGAAGAAACUGGGGAAUUGGCGAAACAGAGCAGAUUUGAUACAGCAUCUAAAUGCUUACAAAUACUAUAGAAGAUGGGACUUCGAAAAUUUUACUAUUAACUAUGUCGCAGUUAUGUCAACGCCGCCAAAAGUAUUUGACGUGAACAUGCUGGUAGGGGAUACUCCGGCCCCGGGUGUUGCCGUGAUGACUACGACAGUCACCAGAGUAUUGCUAGAAAUAGCAGAACUACAUAAUAUCAGAUAUAAUUAUACUAUCGUAGACAGAUGGAUCGGAAAAUUUGAGAGAAAUACUACGCCGGUGGUUGCUACUUUGUUAUACUUCAAAGAACAAGACAUCACACCGGUUCUACGUGUGACAUCGGAAGUUUUCCAAAGGGUGGACAUGGUGUCGCCGCCUAUAACUUCUAUAGAGACAAGAUAUUACUACCGCAUCCCAACCACCGGUCCCGGAAAGUUCGAGAACCAAUUCCUACGGCCUCUGACCAAAGGCGCGUGGGGUUGCGUGAUAGCUGUGAUUUCUCUGUGCGCUCUGGUGUUGUUUCUGACGGUCAGAGCGGAAUCGAGGCCAGCUGCUUUACAGUAUGCUGUAUUUUCUGUGGCAGCUACGUUUUGCCAACAAUUUUUUGAAGAUGGUGGUUACGAUGAUCCAAGACGAGAAUCGUCUGCUCGCCAGCUCACAAUACUGGUGACAGGAGCAUCGUGCGUCCUCAUAUACAACUACUACACUAGCAGCGUGGUCAGUUGGUUGCUUAAUGGACCUCCGCCUUCUAUCAACUCCUUGCAAGAACUCCUGGAGAGCCCACUGUCGCUGAUAUACCAGGACAUAGGCUACACACGUUCCUGGUUACAGAAUCCGAAGUAUUACUACAAUAAAAAGAAUUCUGAAGUGGAAGAUCAAUUAAGGAAGUUAAAAGUAUUCAAGAAGAAAAAGGGAGAACCCUUACUGGUGCCUUUGGAGGAAGGCAUUGAAAUGGUGAAAGCAGGAGGCUACGCAUAUCACACGGAAGUAUACAACGCAAAUAUGCUAAUAUCACGCAGUUUCAACCAGGAAGAGCUAUGUGAGCUCGGCUCCCUCCAGUCUAUGGAAGAAACACCCGUUUAUAUUGCUAUACCAAAAGACAGUCCUUAUAAGGAGUUCUUUAACUGGAAUCUUUUGCGUAUGCUUGAAACUGGCGUGGUCUCUCACCUUCAGCGUCAGGCCAACAGCCCUGAGAUCUCCUGCGAAGGCAGCUCUCCUCGAGCUUUGGCUCUCGGUGGUGCUGCCCCUGCUUUCCUGAUUCUCGCUUUUGGAUACCUCUUAGCUACAGUCAUUGUUCUGAUGGAAAGACUUGUCGCGAAGAAUGAAUUAAAAUUUAUCGGGAAGAUGAAACAUCGAAUACUACAAGGACACGAAUACUAAAGAAUUAAUAUAUAAAUUAAAAGAACUAGAUAUAGAUUGAGAAUUGCACGUUAAAAGUUAGUAGGGUAGUUUGUUGUAAGUUUAGUUGGAUGUGUGUGAUAAAAACUUUAGAAGUGUUUAGAAAACUUAGGAGAAAUUAUUUUGAAAAUGCAAUAAAUAGAUUAAAGAAUGA